Molecule: messenger RNA, 749 nt
Organism: Dendrobium catenatum
Lineage: Eukaryota; Viridiplantae; Streptophyta; Magnoliopsida; Asparagales; Orchidaceae
Product: conserved oligomeric Golgi complex subunit 6-like
Exons: 5
Coding region: 93-692 (199 amino acids)
Biological process (GO): intra-Golgi vesicle-mediated transport
Cellular component (GO): COG complex
Source: RefSeq, a predicted model, not a curated record
GUCGACUAUAACUCCGAAGAGAAGGUUGGCAGCGGGGAAAAAAAGGCGGAGAACAAACGGCCGCGGCCAACAGAGGAAGAAAGGAGAAGAAGAUGGCGACGGUGAGCCUUGCCCCGGGGCUCUCUCGGAAACUGAAGAAGGUGCUUGCGACUCGGACAGACAGCCCUGAUCUACUGGAUUCGUUGGGCACCCUUUCUACCUUCUACACAGACAACACCCCGCAGGCUCGGAGGAACCUCCGCUCUUCGAUCGAGCUUCGCUCCCUCUCCAUCAACCAUCACUUUCUUUCUGCUUCUCUACCAGCCCAGCAGGCUCUGGAUAAAGUUGAAGAAGAAAUUAACGCCCUGGCCGAAUGCUGCGAUCAGAUAGCGAAGGCAUUGAGCAGCUGCAGUGCAAGUACUGGAGAUAUCAUUCGUACCACUGAGAGGCUAAAGCAAGAGCUUGAUGUCACUACUCAGCGCCAGGAAAUUGUGUCAUGCUUUCUUCGCGAUUACCAACUUUCCAAUGAAGAGAUUUCUGCACUAAGGGAUGAGGAACUGAAUGAUAAUUUUUUCAAGGCACUCCAGCAUGUUCAAGAAAUACAUGCUAACUGCAAGAUACUCUUAAGAACACAUCACCAGCGUGCUGGUUUGGAGCUUAUGGACAUGAUGUCUGUUUACCAAGAAGGUGCAUAUGAAAGACUAUGCAGGUAAAGCAUCCUUCGUAGUGUUAAAAUUGCUGAGUACUAGAAUGCUAUUAAUGCAGAAAAG